AUGGAGUCCGCAGAUGUAGAUUCAAAGGCAAUGGUUCUGCUGAUGGGUCUUAGAAGAUGUGGGAAGUCUUCGAUAUGUAAAGUGGUGUUUCACAACAUGCAGCCGCUGGACACGCUGUACCUAGAGUCGACUUCAAAUCCCUCAAUGGAACAUUUCUCCACUUUGAUUGAUCUUGCAGUAAUGGAGUUGCCUGGUCAAUUGAACUAUUUUGAACCGAGUUACGAUUCAGAAAGACUGUUCAGGAGUGUCGGUGCCCUGGUCUACGUUAUUGACUCCCAGGACGAGUAUAUGAAUGCCAUAACGAACCUGGCAAUGAUUAUCGAAUAUGCGCACAAGGUUAAUCCGUCGAUUAAUAUAGAAGUAUUGAUACACAAAGUAGACGGAUUGAGUGAGGAUUUCAAAGUGGAUGCACAGCGUGACAUCAUGCAGAGAACCGGAGAGGAGUUGUUGGAAUUGGGGUUAGAUGGCGUGCAGGUAUCAUUCUAUCUUACCUCUAUCUUCGACCACUCGAUCUAUGAAGCAUUUUCACGGAUCGUUCAGAAAUUGAUACCGGAACUCACAUACUUGGAAAACAUGCUGGAUAAUCUGAUUCAACAUUCCAAAAUAGAUAAGGUCUUUCUCUUCGACAUUAACUCCAAGAUUUAUGUCUCUACGGAUUCGAAUCCCGUCGAUAUUCAAACAUACGAGGUGUGUGCUGAAUUUGUGGACUUGACAAUUGACCUGUAUGACCUUUAUAAGAACACGCUCGAUUCGAAGGGUACAAAUGACCAGGAACAGGGGAACGUUCGCGAAUUGAAAAAUGUCUCUGAACUGGGGAAUGGUGUGCUAAUUUAUCUCCGGCAGAUGAUUCGUGGGCUGGCAUUGGUGGCUCUAAUCAGACCCAACGGUGCCGAUGUGGAAAGCUGUCUCACUAUCGCGGAUUAUAACGUUGACAUAUUUAAAAAGGGACUAGAAGGUGUAUGGGCCAAUUCGAGACUGAAGCCUCAAGAACAACCUAAUCAACAGAUAGAGUAG
Molecule: messenger RNA, 1014 nt
Organism: Huiozyma naganishii CBS 8797
Lineage: Eukaryota; Fungi; Ascomycota; Saccharomycetes; Saccharomycetales; Saccharomycetaceae
Gene: GTR2
Product: Gtr2p
Exons: 2
Coding region: 1-1014 (337 amino acids)
Biological process (GO): regulation of autophagy; cellular response to starvation; cellular response to amino acid stimulus
Cellular component (GO): nucleus; Gtr1-Gtr2 GTPase complex; fungal-type vacuole membrane
Molecular function (GO): GTPase activity; GTP binding
Source: RefSeq, a predicted model, not a curated record